Molecule: messenger RNA, 458 nt
Organism: Ambispora gerdemannii
Lineage: Eukaryota; Fungi; Glomeromycota; Glomeromycetes; Archaeosporales; Ambisporaceae
Source: the annotation of a GenBank genome assembly
CAUGGUUUUGAGGUUCACAAGGAUUUCGCAGUUGUUGUUUGCGAGGCUGUAUUUGAGUUAAACAAAAUUUUAUCGAGAACACAAGGUCUUUUGCCUACUGAAACAAUUCAAAUCAAGAUACAUGUUGGACUCAUUAAUGGCACGUCCAUUAACAUGGGUGUGAUCAGACCAAUAUUUAAUAAUGAUAAGACAGCGAUACUUUUUGCAUAUGAUCAGGACAUUGUCUCUUAUAACAUUCAAACAGGUUGUCAACAUGAUAAUGUAGAAAAUGUUCUUGAUUUAAUAAUAUAUUUUCAGCAAAUUGUGUGCAGAGACGGACUAGUUAUCAAGGACUUCCUGGAAAAAUCGACAACUCACCAUAAUCAAAGUAUUUUGAAGGCAAUGCCAAAACUCCCAAAGAUAGCGGAAAAAUCUCGAGAAGCGCUCACUAAGAUAACACCUAAGAAAAAACGGGUCAA